Nerophis lumbriciformis (worm pipefish) is the source of this 507-nucleotide messenger RNA. Lineage: Eukaryota; Metazoa; Chordata; Actinopteri; Syngnathiformes; Syngnathidae. The record is from RefSeq and is a predicted model, not a curated record.
CUUUCAUCCGUCUGUUGAACGAAUGAAAGGACGGCCUUUUUUUGGUUAGGUUUGGUUUUCCACAACCGCCCUCUCACAUCUAGUAUAUAUAUAAACUCCAUGCAGACUGGAAGUGUACGGAAAAUGGUCAACAACAGGGCAUUGAAGACGGCUGCUGCUUUUGCUGUGGGUGCAGGUGUUGCAGUGGUUGCGACUCCAGUGCUUCUGGGAGUAGUGGGCUUCACCUCAGCUGGGAUAGCAGCAGGAUCCAUUGCUUCAAGCAUGAUGUCAGUUUCAGCCAUCGCCAACGGAGGAGGGGUGGUAGCAGGUGGCGUGGUGGCUGUCUGUCAAUCUGUUGGUGCAGCUGGUUUGGGUGCUGCCUCUGGAGUUGUGGCUGUUGUAGGAGGUACUUUAGGAGCGCUCUUCUCGUCAUUGUUCCAAAUCAAAAGAAUCAGGCCAAACUAUAAAAAGCAUGACAAUAAAAAAAAUAAAAAAAUACAACUUCAGAUCGUUUUCUUUGUCUUACUU